Messenger RNA from Trematomus bernacchii (emerald rockcod), 2300 nucleotides. It is a transcript of the gene malt3, whose product is annotated as MALT paracaspase 3. Gene Ontology annotation, biological process: proteolysis. The record is from RefSeq and is a predicted model, not a curated record. The transcript has 15 exons. NCBI's taxonomy places the organism in Eukaryota, Metazoa, Chordata, Actinopteri, Perciformes, Nototheniidae. Bases 121 to 2058 code for a protein of 645 amino acids. Gene Ontology annotation, molecular function: cysteine-type endopeptidase activity.
UAUUUUUUUAGCUGCAAGUGAAGUUAUGAGGUUUCACAGCAGGAAAACAUACACUUACUGACAGCUGACCCACUGGUACAUGGCUACAGCAGUCUGUUAUAAGAAGAAGAAAAUGCACUGAUGACUGGAUCCCGUACCAAAUCCCGUCGAAUAAUGAUCAGCGAACUGUUCAUAGUGCGGCACCCUUUCUCUGUGUGUUUACCUGCGGACCAUAAGGUGACCCUAAGAGUCCGUGCUGAGGGCAAAGGAAUCCUGCUCUACCAGUGGUUCACUGAAGAUGAUGAAGAGGUGUUUGCGGGCAAUAAGGAAGACUUGACCAUACAAGCUAAAAAAUCUCAGCUCUACAUCUGCCGAGUGAGUGACAACUUCUGUAACUGCGUGUUCAGCGACUGGGUGAAAGUGAAGGUGUUGGACAUUGAUAAAUCAGGGUUGCCCAUUCACUGGCAAGGCGAGCCACACAUCGCUGUGAGCCCUAAACCCCAGACAGUCCGACAAGGUAAAAAACUCACUCUCCACUGCGCUGCCUUUGGCAUCCCCACUCCACACUAUCAGUGGUACAGAAAUGGACAGCCGCUGCAGGAUAAGACUACUGGCACGCUACAGAUUGACAAUGCAACAGCCGAACAUGAAGGAUCAUACUUGUGCUGCAUAUCUAACAUACUACAAGAGACAUGGACUGAACCAGUGGAUGUUGACAUUGUGCCAACGGAUCAGCUUCCUACUUCAGCAACCACAGCCACUGAUAAAGUUGCCCUCCUUAUUGGCAACCUGAAUUACUCCCACCACCCGGCCUUGAUGGCCCCCAUCAUGGAUGUGCAUCAGCUGGCCAACCUCCUGCAGCAGCUUGGCUUCAGAGUGGUUUCCCUGCUGGACCUCACCAGAGAGGAGAUGCUAGCCGCUAUAGAAAAGUUCAUUCAGCUCCUUGACAGAGGAGUUUAUGGCCUUUUCUACUAUGCGGGUCAUGGAUAUGAGCAUGCUGGGAGGAAUUACUUGGUAGCUGUUGAUGCUCCACAACCGUACCGACCUGAAAACUGUGUCUGUGUGCAGAGAGUCAUGCGCAGUAUGCAGGAGAAACAGACUGCACUGAGUGUAAUGCUUCUGGACACAUGUAGAAAAUGGUACAACCAGGAUUGCAUACCUUCGGGUAUUAUGCCUUUAGGACCCACAGGGAACACUGUUUAUGGUUAUGCCACAUGUGAAGAUGCUGAGGCUUUUGAGGUCCAGGACGGGGGGAAAAGUACUGGAAUCUUCACAAAGUACUUGAAUGCACACAUCCUACAGACCGAGAAAGUCACACAUGUCUUAGAGAGAGUGUCAGAGGAUCUUGGCAGAGACCCUCUAGUCACAGGCAAGCAGCAGGUGGAGAUAAAACACACACUGAAGGAACCUCGAUCUCUUGCUGACCCAGUUCAGACUGCCGGACACACGGGAGAACUACAUCUGCGCGAUGCCUGCUGGAGACAAGCAAACAAACUACCACGGAAGAAGCGGCGGAUGUUUGUUUGCGGGGUUGAAGUGGAAGUCAGCUUCUCAGCUUUGUUCUCUAAUGUCUUGAUGGCUUUUGCCACUGUAAAGACUAAAGGCCCCCGGACCCAGGACUGCACCGUCACCCUGAGCAGCAUACCUCCAAUGGAAGACAUCUUUUCCGGGCCAGAGGACAUGGACUCUUUACUAUUUACCAAAUCUGAAAACGUGGACUCUACACUGCGACUUUGUGCUCUUCAGAAGCUUACGGAAUCGCUGAUCAUCAAAGUUGAUCUACACUAUACUGAUAUGGACAGUAAGCUGCGCCAGACAGAAAGCCAACAAGUAGACAUAGGAAAGCCUUUGGUGGCAUCCUGUAAACUGCACAGGAGGAAUCAUACAACACCAGCCAAGAAAAAAGAAGGUGCUUCUGCUCAAAGUAUGGGCAACAUUACAAGCAGCAAACCACGGCUGCAUCAGACUCAGGCUGGCCCUUUCACCAGAAAGGCAGAGUGUGCUGCUAAAGUUGCAGUUACAAGGGGCAACGAACCUGAAGAGAACGAUGAAAAUGAACUGCAAGACUUUACUUUUUGACAUUUGCCUGUCAAUGAGUCUGUGGAUGAUGAAUGAGUGAGUGGAUGGCUGAGGUUUGUGUUUGAUUGGCCUUUCCAGCCUUUAAUUAUUAGCUCAACACAGAAGAAACAUUAACACUUAAUUUAAUAAAUGUAUUGUACUUUUUUUGAAUCACUUUUUCAUUUGUGGCAAGCUGGCUAGCCUAACAAAGAGUAACAACCUUUACUGUUAAUAAUUUAUCUAAUAAAAAUCACUACUUUCCA